AUGUCUGAAAAAUAAAUAGAAUUUGAGUAUUUAUUAAGAAUUGUAUUGGUUGGUGAUUCUGGAAUUGGUAAGACUACACUCUUCAUCAAACACAAAGAAUAAUAAUUUUAAUAAAAUUUAUCCCCAACUAUUGGGAUUGAAUUUCACAAUAAAUUUGUUGAAUAUUAGAGAAAAAUGAUUAAACUAUAACUUUGGGAUACUGCAGGUUAAGAGACAUUUCGAUCAAUAAGUCAAAAUUAUUAUAGAAAAGCGAACUCUAUUUUUUUCAUCUAUGAUAUCACAAACAAGCAAUCUUUUGAGAGAGUAUAUUAAUGGAUGAAUGAAGCCAAUUAAUUAGCACCUUCUGAUUUAAUCAAAGUUCUCAUUGGAAAUAAAAGCGAUUUAAUUAAUAAGAGACAAGUAAGUUUUGAUGAAGGAAAAUAAUUUGCUUUCGAAAAUGACCUUGAAUUCUUUGAAUUGUCUGCUUUCGGAAACAGGAAUCUAGAAGAUCCAAUAUAUUAUGUUCUAGAACAAUUUCUUAAGUAAAAGGAAUCAGAAUAAAACUAAAUUAUUGAAAACAAUCUUGCCUUAUCAAAUUAAAUAGUAUAAAUUGAAAAUAUCAAUUAAAAUCAAUCUUGUAAAUGCUGA
Paramecium octaurelia is the source of this 627-nucleotide messenger RNA. The record is from the annotation of a GenBank genome assembly. Lineage: Eukaryota; Ciliophora; Oligohymenophorea; Peniculida; Parameciidae.